This is a messenger RNA of Staurois parvus, 311 nucleotides long. Lineage: Eukaryota; Metazoa; Chordata; Amphibia; Anura; Ranidae. The record is from the annotation of a GenBank genome assembly.
GGAGACCAGAUAUAGUGAAUGCAGGGUCCGGGGAGACCAGAUAUAGUGAAUGCAGGGUCCGGGGAGACCAGAUAUAGUGAAUGCAGGGUCCGGGGAGAGCGGAUAUAGUGAAUGCAGGGUGUAGGCAGACCAGAUAUAGUGAAUGCAGGGUCCGGGGAGACCAGAUAUAGUGAAUGCAGGGUCCGGGGAGACCAGAUAUAGUGAAUGCAGGGUCCGGGGAGACCAGAUAUAGUGAAUGCAGGGGUCUAGGGAGACCGGAUAUAGUGAAUGCAGGGUCCGGGGAGACCGGAUAUAGUGAAUGCAGGGUCCGG